Molecule: messenger RNA, 2770 nt
Organism: Eimeria maxima
Lineage: Eukaryota; Apicomplexa; Conoidasida; Eucoccidiorida; Eimeriidae
Product: SET domain containing protein, putative
Exons: 1
Source: RefSeq, a predicted model, not a curated record
AUGGUGGGCUACUUGAGAGAAGCCGAACACGAGCGGCCUGCAGAAGAGGCUCUAGCGGCUGUACAAGAGGCAAAGGUUCUCCCUGCGAAGGCGCCGUUGCACAGCGGUGCAUCUACACAUCCUCGAGAGUCCCUGAAGUUUGGAACCGUCAAAUCCCUCUCGGUUCCCCGCAGACGGUUGCUGCGACUGCUGCAGGAGCAACUGUUGUUGCAACUAGCUGCAAACAAACAAGGGGCGGACAUAGACCCCAGGCGCCGACCUCCCCACGCUGCCACUCCUGAGAGUAUCCUCGCUCGUUGGAUCUCUGCUGACCCGAAGCGGCUGGUGGGCGGAGUGUUGGCAUUGGGGUUGCAUAGCCCCCCUGCUCUAGCAAGCAGAACCCCCAGCACUUCACAGCAGCCUGACUCCGGCCCCACGGGACAGAAAGCAAAGGUCAAAAAGUGUCCCACUUCUUCUGCCGCAGGUGCUGAUUCGGACGUUGGUGCAGCUCCCUUUCCAGGUGCAAAGGGGGACGAACCCCAAAGUGCUGCCACGGCAACAGCUGGAGUAGUAGCAGCAGGUGCUGCCGAUCCAAUCGAAACAUACACAACCUGCAGCACCACUGCCAGCACAAUCGAUAACAGCAACGGCAAGAACAGCAGCAGCAACAACAACAGCUACAGCAACUACAACAGCUACAGCAACUACAACAACAACGAGGACAACAAGAACAGCGCCCUGUUUAGGCAUUUUGGGGGAGUGCCUGUGAGUGCCCCCAAGCGGAGUGCUGAGGAGACGGCGGUUCGCGCGAAGAAGCAUCAAAACCCCCAAGCAGCGGGCAGCAGGGAGGGUUCUUUGGCGCUGCGUGCGUCUUGCGUCUUGUGUCUGUCAGCUUUCUCUCCCGUGGGUGGCAGCUUUUUGUGUUGCACUUGCCUUCACACGCUCAAGAAAAAGCCCGAGAAACAGCCCUGGGCUGCGGAGGCCAACGGCGGGAGCACGGCUAAACGCAGCCUCUCCUCACUGUAUAAAAAUUCCCUCAAGAGACGGUUGGGGUCUCCAGCUAUUGUGGGUUCGCGCAGCACCCACCGACCCAGUCAGGACAAGCAAGAAGUGCGCAUACACUCUCCCACACAAAUGGCCAUGGGGCAUCCCAAACGCCGUUUUAGGCGGUCGGUAUGUGCUGCCUCUGCUGCGAGGGAGCAGCCACGAGAGGAGGUGCAGCAACAAGGAGGGGAGCAGCAGCAGCAAAAGGACGGUUGUUGCGAGGGUUCUGCUGGUGUGCACAGCGAGGCGAAGGAAUGCAUUGGAUGGCGGGCUCGUGCAGCUGCUGCUGCAGCAGCAGAUGCGGACGACGACAGCAGCUGGUGGGGUAGCACAAAUGCAUCAAGAGAGCCUCUGGUGGUGCCGCCUUUGCUGCUACCUCUUCUGCCUUCGAUUUUCUGUCUGCAUGCCAGGCCUUGGCCACCUCCCCCGACAAAAAGACGCCGCCUUCUUUCCCGCAGGCAGAGAGGUAUUGAUUGUUUUGCUUCCCCUGCAGUAGCUUCCCAAUGCCCGCCAUGGGGAAGUGGAUUUGCCCAGCAGGAAGGACAGGGGCAGCAAAGGGGGUCCACCGACAUCGCUGCAGCAAGAGCAGGCACAGGAGCAACAAAUAAAGAUGUGCCUCACCUGGUCCACACGCCAGUAGCAAGAGCGGCAGACGCUGGUGCUGUUGUGGGCUCACAGGUGGAGGGCAAGUUGGAAAAGCAGGCAGCGAAAGACAGCAUUCCUGAGUGUCGUGUGGCUUCUUCUUCCUCUUCAUCUUACUGCUUCUGCCCCUACUGCAUCACUGCAGACAGAAACGAAGUGACAGAACCGGCAACUGCAAGCAGUUGCGUCAAGGGCUGCUAUUGCUGCUCCCCUGAGUCCUCCCCACACUCCCGAGCCCAAGAGGUGUUGCUUCGCAAACAAAGGGGAAGGCAGAGCGAACCUACUUUUGGAAAUACCAUCUCUGGUACUCCAGCUGCCGGGGAACCUGCUGUUGCAGCUUCCCCGGCAGCUAUGUGUGCUGCAGCGGCUGUACGGGACAUGGCGACAGCAGCCGCUGCAGCCACUUUGACGGGGCAGCACAAGCACGAACAGCAAACGCCGCCGUCGAGGGUUCAGCGUAAGUCGUGGAGCGUAGAAGCUAGCCGCAGUGUUGUACCAGCCGCUGGAUCAGCAUCAACGACGACGGCAGCAGCAGCAACAACCACAGCAGCGACAGCAGCAGCAGAAGGAACAGCAUCUAGCGGGCAGUCGAGCUGCUGCCGAAACAGCAUGAGCAAAUCAACACCAGCGGCAGCGUCUCCCGCAGGACAGCAUAGCUCAGCUGGAAGGCCCAUUCUAAAGGCAGCAGCGGGCAAUACAGGAGCUACAGCACUCGGCGCGGCAGCAGCACCAGGAAGGUCAGCGGCACGGGCCUCCGACUCUUGCGUACCGACGCUCGGCGAUUCGGUUCCUUGCUGCCCUGUACCAUUUGAGAAGGCAGCUGUUUCGUGUGCGUCGCAUGCGGGAGCAGAGAAAGGUUCACAGGAGGGUGCAGACGGCAAAGGUGUGAAGAGGAAUUCCACAGAUGCGGGCUUGGACACGGGCGCAGACGGGAAGGGUGUACAGGGGAAGGUUGCCAGUAAGGACCCCAGUGCUACGGGCCUAUGCAGGGGUUCCGCAAAAGAUGUGGACGGAGGCGGGGGAAGUGUUGGUGAUAAGAGUUGCGUGCGUGAUGGUUCUCUAGCGCGUAUAGCACAGGGGUUGUUGGUGGGAAGCUCAUCAUUGG